ACGCUACAUUAGAAAUAAUAUUUGGCAGCUCUUCUACCAAGUGACAAUAAUAUUAUUUAUACACAGUUUAUUCAGCAUUCGUUAAGAAAUGAAUGUGUUUCGAAAGGAUAGCGGAAAAGCAACUCUUAGGCAACAGGACGAAGAUGAAGAACCGGACUUCACUAAUGGUAACUAUAGAAAGAACCUCUGGACAGAUGGCUCAUCGGUCAGGUGUUAUAAACCCAAAGAUCUUUACCCGAAUGCACCUAAACCCGGUUAUAUACCAUCUUGGCCUCUCGAAUUAUAUCACCCGGUGUAUGUUGGAAACUUUAAAGUCCUAGCCUGGGAUGAACAUGUUUGGCACAAACAAGUGUCUGAAUACUUUGCCUACAAAGGAUUGCUCACAAGGAUGAUUUACUUUCCCCAGCUUACGGGGGAUUCUUUCGUGAGAUUCCAAAAGGCCAACCGGUUGAUAGACAUGCUUGUUUAUUUUACUUCUUCUGCUGAUGCACGUAAAGCGGUUGUAUGUUGUCAUCAUGAUUCGUACUACGGACAUAAACUAAACGUACUCUCCGGACGGAAGCCGUCUUAUUUCGAUAAAGUUAGAACUGUAAAAUUAUGUUUGCCAGAUAAAAAUACUAAUUUUGAAUCGGAAACCUUUAUUGAAAAAGCACUGUCUGAAUUUGGAAAAGUGGUGUAUGUAAUGAAGUGUUCGGUCCAAAAAGCAUUCGUAGAAUUUGAGUCAAAAAAGGCAAUGUUUGAAGUUGUAUCCAAACAAACCUCAUACACACCGUUGGGAAUAAAAAAGAUUUUGAGACAGAGAAUAUUGGAACCGAAAAUCAUAGCAAGCAUCAAGUCUGUCAUAAAGUUAGACCCGCUUUUCAUGCAAAUGAAACCCGCGCCGGACAUACUUCAGUGUCUUUACGAAGGCAAACGACCUCCGAUAGAUACGGCAUGGAUGAAUCAUGAUACUCCCGUCCCAUCUAAAGAUGCACGAAAUAACAAUCAAGGCACCUACGGAAAUCGACAAGCUCUUCUGCCGACUCCAUCGACUUCUGGUCAACAUACAAAAACUCGUGUUGAAGAAGAGAUAACGCCAUCGACACGAGACAUAAAGCAAGACAUUCAAACGUUCUUCAAAGAGACCAAAAAGCAAAAUAAAUUGCGCCAAAUGAAACGUGCCAGAGUGCAGCAAAAGCAAAGGCAAAAACAAUUAAGGAAGAAGGAAAGGAAUGAUCGUAAGGCUUCCCAAUCAAAUCAGGUUCGUCAAAGAGAAGAAUCGCAAUAAUAACAUUGGAUAAGAAUUGAUUUGAACUAAUAAAAAUACGGAGUCAUUUGUGAAAGAGAA
Malaya genurostris is the source of this 1327-nucleotide messenger RNA. RefSeq lists its product as uncharacterized. Bases 89 to 1267 code for a protein of 392 amino acids. The record is from RefSeq and is a predicted model, not a curated record. The transcript is spliced from 3 exons. NCBI's taxonomy places the organism in Eukaryota, Metazoa, Arthropoda, Insecta, Diptera, Culicidae.